GAAUUGCUCUCUGAGCGGAGAAGGCGCCAUCGGAAUAGGUGCAGAGGUUCCUGGAAAGGAGACCCCCUGCACCCUCGGAUUUAUCGAGCUAUAGCUUCGGUGGAUACCGAAUUAAGAAUCCCCUGGAAUGGGAGUCAAGAUUGACUUUUAUUUGGGAAGAAAGCCAUUUAAAACUGCUGGUCAGCGCUGAGACCCCUAUGGCUCUGAAUUUCAAUAAUACAACUGAACAGAAGAACAUGUCGCAAGACGAUUUAAUUAACUGUACCAAUAAGCAUGACAUUCACCAAUAUCUGUUCUCUUGGGUGUACAUCCUUGUCCUAAUAAUUGGGUUGCCCACAAAUCUUUAUUCAUUAUAUCAUGCUUGGCAACAGCUCAAGGCCAGAAAUGAGCUGGGAAUCUAUCUGAUCAACUUAACUGUCUCCGAUCUGCUGUACCUGUCCUCCCUGCCCUUAUGGCUACAGUACAUUUUUCUGGGGGACGACUGGAGACACAAUGAGUGGCUAUGCAAGGUGUGUGGGUUUCUGCUGUAUGAGAACAUCUACAUCAGCAUCGGGUUUCUUUGCUGCAUCUCGCUUGACCGCUACUUAGCGGUGGUACAUCCCUUUCGCUUCUCUUGCCUCCGGACCAUGAAGGCCGCAGCUCUGGCCAGCAUCUUCAUCUGGAUCAAGGAGAUUGGCAUUAGCAUGGCAUUCUUUUUCAGGAAAGAGCUGAGCACAGACAAAACCAAUCACUCCAUUUGCUUCGAGCACUACCCUAUGAGGUCUUGGGAAAAGCCAGUGAACUACUACCGCUUCUUCAUCGGUUUCCUCUUCCCCCUUGGGAUGCUCUCCUGGAGUUACUGCAGAGUGCUGAUGGCAGUGAACAAGAGUACUGGCACCCAGACCUCUCAGAAAAGCCGCAUCAGACACCUUGUUAGCAGUACAAUUUUGAUAUUCCUGUGCUCUUUCUCUCCCUACCACAUCUUCCUGUUGGUUCGGACAAUUUUUGAGACGAACUGCGAUUUUAUUGAUAUGAUCUUCAACUACUAUCAUUUUUCCUUGAUGCUGACCAGUUUCAACUGCCUGGCAGACCCUGUGCUUUACUGUUUUGUCAGUGAACAUGCUCAGAGGGACAUGCAAUGGGUAAAAGGGUUCUGUACCCAACUCUUCUGCUGCAAAAGGGAAGGCACCACAGACUUCAGUGACACCCACACACCACAUGAGAAUGGAGCGUCUGGUAUAAUAUUAUUAAAUACUAAAGAGGGUGCUUAAGCACCAGAGAACACAAGGACACAGUUACAAACAAGAAGAGGCUUGUUUUUUUACAAAAUCGUCACUUGCAGAGAUGUGUGCUCGAGAUGUGUUUGUUUUCUGUUUGCUGGUGUUGAACUUCUUUUCUCAGGGAACUUCUAAUGUUUAGUGAGAACAUUUGAAGGAAAUAGUUAAUGCCUCAGAACAUGUGGGCAGACAGAUAAAAUUAUCAGCAGAGAUGUCAUUUUCAAUUCAGGUAAAACAAUCUGCCUUCACAUUUUAAGAACUGCAAGAAUCUUUUGGCCUCUGUGUGCAUUGACUGGCUCUCUUGUGUCCUUCGUUUAAAAGCUGGACUCAAGUCUCAUUCAGGGGAAAAACAACUGAAUUUUUUUAAUUUGGCUUUCUCUUGAAGUUCUACUCAGAAAAUGUUUUGGCUUUAGAUGGGGAGGAAAAAGAUAAAUGAAACUGCAAGUCUAAACUCUUAUCGAUAUGUAAUAUUGUCAGUUUUUGACAUCACAGACCACAUUCAUAUCAUAAUCAUAUGGGAACUGAUGAAUAACUGACUCAUUCCUGCUGCUUGGAAUUCUGUCAGGCAGGUACAUUCCAUUCUGAGACAGGAGAGCUCUUUGUGAAACUCAUUGAUUUGAAACAUGCUGACCAUCCAUGAUGUUUCUUUGGGAGGAAAGGUCUUCCACGUGCGACAGACUUGAAACCUCAGGGAGUCUAAUCCCAUAAAAAUAUCUAACAGUGUGUUUUUUCCCCAGACGUAUCAUUUCAUGUAAAACCUGGGAAAUGCUUUUUAAGCCGGGAGAAACCACGGGCAUCCGAGAAACAAAAACAUCAUAAAGAAUUGGAAAAUCCAAACAAAAAUGUUCAUAACUGUCUCUCUUGACUGAUGUUCAUAACUGUUUCUGUCUACAAUACUGCUAUUAAUGUUUACAGUGAACCACUGCCUGCUUUACUGCCAUGAUUCAUAACAAAGCCUGGGCAAAGAACAAUAUCACUCAUUCUUCUCUGUAUAGUAACUCCAAAAUUCACCAGUGUAUUUGCCUCUCUGAACAGGAGCAGACUACUGUUUUAUUAAAUAUGGUUUUAUAUUAGGAACUAUACUGUACAUUUAACAGAUACUGACAUUUGAGUUGGGGAUAGGCAAUGAUUAUAUUGUUAUCGAUUAUUGUCUUAUUUGGACUCACUGGAUGAAAAAAUAAAUAUGGUGUAUUAUCUCAUAUGCAGUAUAAAUAAUCUCUUAUAAUACAUCUAAUUAAAAUCCUUCUUUUGGCAGCAUGAAAGCGAUCCCUGCACAUCACUGAAUGUAAAACACAAAACUUGUGGAAGACAAAUCAGAUUUAGGCUUAAGUCAGUUUUCCAGGCUUUGCAGGCUGCUUAGUAUUGCUACCUGAUUGCCUGAUGUUUCAGUUUUCUCCUUGUACUUCAGGGUGUCAGUUUAAUCUGUGAACACUGGAUAACAUCCUUUUCAUUUUUAUUUUUAAAAAUUCUUUUCAUUUUUAUACUUAAGUUGUUACCAAAUUGUAACUGCUUAAAUAAGUAGAUUACCAUGAUGUAUCAGGCAACACAUGUUACACGGCUUUCCCAGUGAAAGGAGAACUGUCGGUUGCCAUCAUACUUCCUCAUCAGUAACAGCAGCUUGUUGCAAAAGAGGAAACAUUCAUCAGAGAUGCAGUUAUAAUGUACUGCAAUGUCAGUCUAGCUCACUGUGAAGAAGAAUUUGCAAAGCUUUAAAGUCUCUCAGACUCUUGGAAGUCGAGGAAUAUAUGGCGAUUGCCAACCUUUGGAAAAUACUUUGUUAAAAUGGGUGGAAGGUCCGAGGUGCAUCAGUCAUAGGAAAAGGAAAUUGCUAAACUGUGGAUUAAUGUAAUGGGAAUAUGCCCUCAGGCCCCUCAUUAACUCUCAAAAACAUUAUAGAGAGUGACACAUUUUUAUAACUUUGUCCUGGUGUAAAGCCUGUCAAUGAUUCUCCCUGUAAUGCAAGUAAGGUUAUCAGCUGCAUCUUAAAUACCUCUUUUUUUCUCCAUAACGUGGUGAAGUUCAGUGUGAAACAUGUACAGUAAGUGUUAAUAACAUGGACCAUUUAAUUACAAUUCUAUAGUCUACAGUGCAAUUUGAAGCUUACAUUAAAACAGUAUACAUCCACCUCAUAAACUAUCACUGAAAAUGGGAAUGCUGUAUAAUGUACAGUAGCUGAAAUUGCUAUCCCAUUACUGAUUCUCCUUGAAGCUCUAAAGUACAGCUGCUUGAAUUUUAAAAUUCUAGUCUCUUUCACUUUAACUGAGAGUAAAUGCCAACCCUAUGCAUGAAUGGGUUUUAAGGGAGUACCAUAGAUUCAUUGUGUGCAGAUUUUCUUAUGCUAUUACUAUAUUUGCAUAAAACAAACUUUGUUGAUGAAAUACAAAACAGCCUCCUCCUUAACCUUGCAGGAAACCAUGCUAAAUACAGUAUACGGCAUCUACGGUGUUUGAAGGAAAUGGAACUAUCAGAGUCAAUGCAUGAAAUCAUCUCUAAUUCUUCCUCAUGUGUAUGUGUGAUCUGACGAUCUCUUACUGGAUCUGAAAAAAGUCUAUUUUUCUAAGAACUUUAAAAGUUUUAUUUUUAUAUUGUCUGCUUAGCUAACUAUGUAUUGGCAGUUGGCCAUGGUGUGAUGUUUACAUUUCUUUGGCAGAUAUUUUUUUGAUAAUUGCAGUCAAUAAAUGAUAUUCCUUGUAAUUUAGUAGCAAGAACAGUGAAGAAAACGGCAAGCCAUACCAUUUUUCCUGUGUAAUUAUUGCUUGUAUUGCGUGACCAUUUUAAGGAUUUACAGUAGAAAUGUAAGUGGCUUUCUAACCGUCCUGUUCGUGGUGUUUUUUAAAUGUAAAAUGAGUUUCCCAAUUGACAGGCUCUAUUUUGGAUAGCCAUUAAAAUACCUCGAAAUAAACAAGUUUAUGCCCAUUUUAA
This is a messenger RNA of Lepisosteus oculatus (spotted gar), 4178 nucleotides long. RefSeq names its product ovarian cancer G-protein coupled receptor 1. The record is from RefSeq and is a predicted model, not a curated record. Gene Ontology annotation, cellular component: membrane. Gene Ontology annotation, molecular function: G protein-coupled receptor activity. Gene Ontology annotation, biological process: G protein-coupled receptor signaling pathway; cellular response to pH. NCBI's taxonomy places the organism in Eukaryota, Metazoa, Chordata, Actinopteri, Semionotiformes, Lepisosteidae.